AUGGCGCCGCAACGCCUUGAGACCGCGUCCUGGUCACUGCAGCCAAGCUUCACCCCGCAGAAGAGGCCCGUGCUCUUGCUCGUCAACGACAGUCUUCCGACGGCAGUGAACGGCAUCAUGACAGUCAUGCGCAGCCUCGAAGCCGCCGCGAUUGGCGCUGGCUACGACGUCGUGCACCUCGACCCCACGCAGUUCCCACACCGAAGCUGUCCGCUCUACCCUGAGUUCAAACUCUCUUGGCCAGCGACGAUUGGCGCCAAGAUACGCGCCGCCAAACCCAGCUACAUCCACAUCGUGACCGAGGGGCCGCUCGGAGUCGCGGCCGCCCUCUAUUGCAUGUGGAACAACUUGGCCUUCAAUAGUGCGUACCAUACGCGUCUUCCCGAGUACACGGCUGCGCUUUCGGGUCUUCCGGAGUCCCUCUGCAACUACGUCGUUCAGGCGUACGUCCGCUGGUGCCACCGCGCGUCCCACUGCGUGCUUACGACAACGCCAGCGAUGGCACACGCCCUCGCCUCCUACGGCCUGCAAGUGCCGAUUGCCACCAUGCCAUUUGGUGUCGACCGACGCCUCUUUCGCCCGACCAUACGCCGAGCACGCGAGACGACAACCGCCCACGGACCGAUCCUGCUGAGCUUUGCAAUGACGUCCACAGUGGUUGCCGAGCGCAUCAGUGCCCGCCUGAGCAUCAACGAGGCCCAAGCUCCUUCGACCACGUCGCCGCUUGCUCUGGGUGGCGCUGGGAGAAAUCCUUCUCCUUGCCACUGCUCGGAUGCUGAAGGCCAACGCUGCGAUGCAUGCAAGGACGUGAAGCGCGAGCCGAGGAUACCGGCAUCAGCGCACGUCGCGAUCGGCUCUCACGACCGCCCAGAGCCCGACCUACAGCACAACUUUGUUCCCGCCUCGUACUUUACUCUCUCGCCGCGCGAACGCCCGAGCUUCGAGGGCUUGGAGUUUGUACCGGCGUCAUUGGUCGAGCCACGACCUUACGACCACCACGCUGCGUCGUACUGUGCAUGCUGCGCCUUGGACGAGCAUCAGAUCUUACUGCCUGCCUCGGCGUGCGGCCCAGAACCGUACCCGAGUGCACAUGCGGCGAGCUUCGACUGGUCGACCUUUGUACCGGUAGUGCCCUACUCGCCACGCGGCGUCUCGUCCGCACUCUAG
This is a messenger RNA of Saprolegnia diclina VS20, 1167 nucleotides long. RefSeq lists its product as hypothetical. The transcript is spliced from 2 exons. The coding region runs from base 1 to 1167 and encodes 388 amino acids. NCBI's taxonomy places the organism in Eukaryota, Oomycota, Saprolegniomycetes, Saprolegniales, Saprolegniaceae. The record is from RefSeq and is a predicted model, not a curated record. Gene Ontology annotation, molecular function: glycosyltransferase activity.